Megachile rotundata (alfalfa leafcutting bee) is the source of this 2570-nucleotide messenger RNA. It is a transcript of the gene exp, whose product is annotated as expansion. Gene Ontology annotation, molecular function: protein binding. Gene Ontology annotation, biological process: regulation of DNA-templated transcription. The record is from RefSeq and is a predicted model, not a curated record. NCBI's taxonomy places the organism in Eukaryota, Metazoa, Arthropoda, Insecta, Hymenoptera, Megachilidae.
CUAAUAUAUGAACUACAUUUAUACUAAUUUUCAGGCGAAUUGGUUUAGUAUGUAAUCCCUAAGGACUAACAACGUUUAAUUUUGAUAUAUUGAGUGAAGUCAAUGAGGUGUAUCAUAUCUACACUAUAAAAGUGAAGCACGUGUGAGAAUGUUAUAGACAUUUGUAUACUUCUAUAUCCCUAGGUUCAAAUGUUUUAGAUCCUAAUAUCCCUGGACCAUUAUAGGCGCUAGUAUAACCAGACGCAAAUAUUCCUAACCACCAAAUAUCCUGAGAGUAAUAUCCCUAGAUCCAAAUGUCGCCAGGUAUUAGAUUCAAAUAUUCCUCGAUGUAAAUAUUCAAAGUGUGGUUCUAUAUAUAUGAUUCAUUUUGUUAAAAAAGGAAACAGUUUCCGGUCGAAGCAGAAUUCUUGGGACACCCAGUAUAUAAUAUAUGUGUGUAUAUGUGACUGCGUACUCGACUCGUGAGACAUGUACGAACUUAAGGGAACACGCAUUCUUAUUCGAUUCACGCACGCCUUUACAGCACGAGCAUUCGUUGCUCGAAGCAGCGCGGAAAAACCGACACUGGCAACCGAUACAUUCUAAAAAUGUUGAAAACCUCUCUCGACUCGACACGUAACGUUCUAAGAUGGUGCGGCUGCAUCGUUUGUCGGUAUAUACGGCUGCUUAAGCCGUAUACUCGCAUGCAACGCAAUGGGAAUUUAUAAAUACUUUUACAAAAUAUAUUUGUCAUGUUCCAUAUAUCCUGCGUCUCACUAUGAGGCGCGUAGGAAUGUUCCGUACGAAAAUAGCGUGCCUAAGUCUUUCGGUGAACCAUGGUAUCGAGACGGAAGAUCCUGUCUCGAUCGAGGGACAAUCUCGUCGAAUCUCAAUACGAAGAUCAGGACGAGGAGGAUGUAUGGUACAAUCUCGAUAAACUCUACAAGGACCACAUUCAAGAGGUAUUAGACAAAUGGAAUCAAAUAGACGAUGAAAUUUGGGCCAAGGUAAUCGUUUUCGAAAGAAACCGAAGGGUAGCAAAAGCAUAUGCAAGAGCACCUGUUCUCACAAUUAACGGAUCCAAUGAUGGUUUCGAUGGCUUUAGGAUAGGGUUAUGUGGUUUCGAAAAUCCGAUGAGGGACACGAAAACGGAGGAAGCCAAAAAGCACAUAAAUCAAGGUGUAAAGAUCAAAAUGGACGAACAGGGAAAUAUCUUAAUAAAGAGGUUAUGUAAAAAUAACGUUUACAUUAAACCGACCAGUCAGGAAGACAACGCAAUUGGAGCAGAAAUUGCACGGAAUUCUCAAGGAGCGUUAGAACACGAGAAACCGGGGAAAGUAUUUGAUAUGAAUAAAUUUCAAACGAACCUGUCACGAGAAACGCGAAGAGCAUAUCCUGACAGAAGAAGGCUGGAAAUGCAAUGUUUGAGCGCUAUCGUAUUCGUCCGAACUGAACCAGAUCUUUUGCAAUGUCCUGUUUGGGUUCUCAUUGUAAAUGUUGUUGGUUUGGAUAUGUUAAAGUCCAAGUUACCACCAGUUUUAGCGUUACAAAGGCCGGUGGAUAUUAAGAAUCGCCCUAGGAUACCGAUUCCUGACGAAGAUCCGUAUAGUGUAGCUGGAGUUUCGUCUUCGAUUGGAGUGUCUGAACAAUUUCCUCAGGAUCGAGAAGCCAGAGAACAGAUUUACGCUCAGUCGACUAGUUGUAGACCAAGAAGAGCCGAGAGACCACCGAAACUGCCACCAAGAGAGAAUCUCUAUGGACAUGAUAUACCUAAACCCGAUUACGACGACAUAGAGGACGAUUAUGCUAGGAAACCUGUUAUAACAAACGAAGAUAAAAGAAGGAAUGACGACAAGAAGAAAUACGAUGAUCCGUAUUAUUGCGGAUUAAGAGCUCGUGUUCCUAACUUUGUAAAAAUGGCGAAAAACAGCAAAGUGCCGCCAAGAGGAUACGUUAGACCGCCUCAAGCACCUGGAUACGCUGCCAGCGGAUAUGCAAGUAGCCAAUCCUCUCAAAUUUAUGGCCAUUUACCUGGAAACCGACCUCCUAUUAUGUAUCAUGCACGAAGUUUUGAAAGUGGACUUGACUCCGAUAGCAGAAACGAAUCACCAUAUAAUCACAUAUAUGGAAGAUUUCCCGUACCGACGAGAGGCGUAAUUCCUCCUCCUGCACCUAGAGCAAUGUAUAUUGGAGAAUGGGAUUAAAAGUGGAAACUAACAAAAGAAGAAAUUAACGUAUAAAUGAAGUAAACAGGAUGUUCAGCAGGAGAAAGAAUUAAGACGAUAUCAUCAAAUGCGUAUGUAACAAAUGAUAAGAAGACAUAACCGAAUAAAAAAGAGAAACAAACAUGAGUUUGUUUCCUUGAAGAAGAAAGCAAGAGGAUAAAGAAGAUACGUGUAAAUUAUAAGCACAAUAAAAUAAAGACUAUAUGUGCAACAAAAUAAUAAUUAAGUAUAGAAAUACUAAAACGAAAGAGGAGAAAAAAUAGAGAAAGGAAGAACUGUUCUUCCAAUUGUACCUAUAAACUGUAUAUUGUUAAUGUACUACUUGAAAUACUCAAAUUUUUAUUGCAAUAAAAUUGUAGAACAGUG